GUCAACGAAAAUGGUUUGUUUUUGUAACAUUUUAGUAUACUCUCGGGAUAACAUCAAAGAAAAAUUGCGAGCAAAAAUAUAAAUUUUGCAAAAUAAAUGGCAAAAAUAUUGAUAAAAUAUUUAGAAAAUCUAAAAUAAAUUAAAUAAAAUCUAAAAGUGCAAUAUUUGCUUAAUAAUUUAAGUAAAAGAAAAUAAGAAUAAUACAAAAAAUGUAAAAAAAGUAAGAAAGAAAAAAAGUUGUGAGUGUUAAAAAUACAUACACCGGAAUGCACAUAAUUGAUGGCUAAAGUAUCCACAAGAUACUUAUUUCGCAUCUUGUUCUUCUUCACAAAAUUUUCAUCUGAUGUAGAAAAUUAUCUGUAUCUUUAAUAAUAAUCACUAGUGGCGCGCUUCAAAAUAUGUUUGUAUGUAUGUAAAAACAUCUGACUUAAGUGCUGUGGUAAAAUUUAAAUUAUAAUAAAAUUUUAUAUACAAAAAAACAACAACAAAUAUUUUAUCAAGAAUAAUAAAAUAAAAACAGGCAUAUUAAAAUGCUAAAGAGCGCAGUGACAUACCAAGAGAGUGAAAAACCGCACAAGAUUCUGCAACAUCAGCAGCAGCAGUAGGUUUGGGGAGCAGUAGUAACUGUUACAAGGUGGUAACAUAUGAUAUACUUAAUUAAAACGCAUUAAAAAGUGAUUCUCCACAAAUAAAUCCAAACAUACAAUCAAUCGCAGUAACGCAAAUAUUCACAAAAAAAUCCACACAUGAUUCCCACAUUAGUAAACGGACGAAAUUUAAUAUUCCAACGAAUGUUCACAGUAGCAACUGUCAUUCCAUACAACUGCUAAAAGAACAAACAACUAAAUACGAAAAGUGUAAACGAUAAAGCAAAAGAAAAAAAAGAACAGAAUACCUACUUCCUGCCUCGUAUACAUAAAAAUGCCUAAAACGAAUCCCAGCAGCAGUAGAUAUACGAUCGUCAAUGUUAUCCUCACUUAUUUAAUUAUAUGCCGAACAUGUACAACAUGUCUACCCUCCGCCAAAGAUUCCUCUUUACUUUUAAACGAUUCCGAAGAAGAUGUCUUUAGUAAAUUCGAUGAUAUAAGCGAUGAAAUGGAAGAGCUAAUGACACCCAAAGCGGAUAGCAACAAAUAUGCUAGUUGGCCCAACCGGAAGGACAUGGAUAGCUCCUAUCAAGAUAAUGCAGAUGUAUUUAAUCCCGGCAAACUGCCGGUAGGUUCUACAUAUCAUGAUGAAUCUUUAAAUAUGGGGCAUUCAAGUGAAUCGGUGGUGCCGCUGCAAGGUGUUAAUACCAACAAGACAGUGCUAAUUGGAGCAGCUGGCACUUUAGAUGAAUUCGUGACGGGUAAACUGGGAGCUUCAGAAACCGGUGUUACACUGCCUUACUUUCUAACUGAACCAGAAAGUGUUUAUGUGGUGAAGAAUAGACCGGCCGUAUUAAAGUGCAAAGCCGCUCAUGCGUUGCAGCUGCAUUUUAAAUGUAGUGGCAGUUCACAGCCCCCACCCUCAACACACGACAAGCACGUGGAUCCUCACACAGGGGUGCAUUUGGAGGAAGUAACGGCCACCAUACACCGUGAUCUUGUGGAUGAAUAUUUUGGCAAGGGUCCCUUUAAAUGUGAAUGUCAUGCCUGGUCUUCAAGGGGUGUUGUAAAAAGUCAAGCGGCCACAGUUAAUAUUGCAUAUAUGCGCAAACAGUUUGUUACUUCGCCCACCUCAUUGCGAGUCGAGCUUGGCACUCGUGCUGAAUUGUAUUGUGAGCCACCCAGUGGUUUUCCGGAACCCAGUGUUAGUUGGCAAAAGAAUAAUUUGCCCAUAACGGAGAGUAAUGAACAUGGUCCUACCGUGUCGCCAACGGGUACAUUGACUUUUCGUCAAGUUACUUUGCAGGACAUGGCUAAUUAUACUUGUGUAGCUGAAAAUAUUGCGGGUAAACGUAAUUCAGACUCGGCGGUACUUAUAGUUUAUGUUAAUGGCGGUUGGAGUUCCUGGUCUUCGUGGCGUGAUUGCAAAUGUCCGGGUAAAAUGGCUCAGGGUCGUAAGCGUACACGCAUGUGCAAUAAUCCUAUACCCAUGAAUGGUGGUGCCGAAUGUUCUGGACCACAAAUACAAAAAUCAGCCGAUUGUUUACCCUGUCCGGACGAAACACAAAUUGUCAAUACGGAAGGUUUCGAUGUGCCAGCAGUUAAGAGAUCGGGACGUUGGUCGGCCUGGAGUGAAUGGAGUUCAUGUUCUGCUGAAUGCAUACAAAUAAGACGCCGGAAAUGUAUCACAACAAGUUCCUCGGUACUGGUGGAUGAUGAGGAUGCAGGUUUGGGCAUCAGCGUUGGCGGUUUAUCAAGCAACGGUAUUGUUGGCAGCUUAAGUAGUGGCAACAUUGGCAGUACCGGUCUCAUUCCUGGUGGCAUCAAAGCUCAGUGUAGUGGAAAAGAUAUACAGACAGCCGAAUGUCGGGGGGAAUAUUGUCAAAUAGGCAAAGAUGAUUUCGAUUGGACUCUGUAUUUGGGUUUAGCCUUUGUAACGGCGGUAUUUUUUGCAUUCGGUGCUGCAUUGAUUUGCUGUGCACGCAAGGGCAUUAGGGUUAAUCAACACUAUAAUAUGACCAGAACGGUAAUGGAUCCUAAAUAUUUACCCGAUAUAAGUAAGAAGGAUAUGCGCAUGCAUAUUGAAACAGCUAAUGAUAAUUAUGAUUAUGCCAGUCCGGGUCAUAGAUUUUUACCACCCAGUCAUCAUGGUGGUUGCUCAAUAUCGGAACAUCAUUAUGAUGUACCCAAUCUAUCAGCCAAUUAUGUGAAUCCUAUUGAUGAUCUAAGUGUGGACUAUCUUACAGAUACACCCGAUACUUCUACCGCCGAUACCUCCAAUUCCACCUACGAUGUUACUGCCAAAAUCGGUGGCCUAUCAGCUUCAAAAUGUUCCACCUAUGAUCAACUUAACUGCAGUGGUGGUUCGCUAAAUCUUUAUGCCGGAGAAAUAAUGCUCUAUAUACCCGAGCAUUCGAUAGGCAAAAGUAUGCGUAAACAUGUUUCGCUAAUGUUGGUCAGUGAUGAAACCUCGCGGGUCACCAUACCCAAUACCGAAUCUCUACUUGUCUGCAGUACCAUUGUACACUGUGCACCACGCAAUUAUACAUUCCUAAAACCGGUGAUAUUGAAAAUACCCCACUGUUUGGUGGACACUAAUCUAUGGAAUGUUUUCAUUUACUAUGCCGACAAUGAACACGAUGACUUAAAUGUCAAUUGGCGUAAAAUUAUAGCCAUUGGUGAGGAGACCAUUAAUACACCGGUAUUUGUGCAAUUAGAAUCACAACAUGUCUAUAUAAUGACUGAACAAUUGGGACGUUUUGUGGUAGUGGCCGAGCCUAAAAUACCCACUACAUGUUUGCAGAAUUCCUUGAAAAUGCGUCUCAUAGCAUUUAGUCAAUUUACACCGACGAGCACUAAUUGCAGUCUAAGAAUCUAUAUAGUCAAAGAUUUUCCCAAUAGUCGUGAUAUUUGUACCAGCAUUGAAUCGAAACUGGGUGGUUCCUUUAUGGGUGAAAGUGAGGCUUUCGCUUUCUAUCUCAAUAAUAGUAAUAUGAAUAUACGUUUGCGUAACUCCGAGGAGGAUAUGUGGGAUACAGAAAACGAAAUCGAAUUACAUGAACAGGUUAUACCCUAUAAUCAUAUACUGUCGAAUAAUUCUGUACUGCACUGUGAAUUUAUAAUCAAACGCAAUGAACAAUUGUAUUCAGCCAAUAAUUUAACUGUAGAUUUUGCUCAAUGUAGUGAUAGUCAUCAUUUAUACUCAGAAGUGCAUUCCUUUAGUAUAAGUCGUCAAUUGCAGCAGCAACAGUCGCAUACACACCCCACCAAUCAUUCAGCUCAUUCAUCGCUGGAACGUCAGAGCACCGUUACCAUUGAUCCCCAUGGGAACUAUGUCAAUGAGGCCACUUUACCUUUGAAUACCAUACAUUUGCCGCGUGAUACUAAGAGAAGAAUAUGUGCAGCUUUAGAUCCUCCACGGGAAGAUGAACGUGAUUGGCGUCUGCUGGCCAAAAAGUUAAAUACCGAUCGUUAUAUAGCUUAUUUCGCUACCAAACCCUCGCCCACAGAACAAAUACUCAAUUUAUGGGAAUGUCGAGCCAGUCAGCGCACCCAUGCCUCCCAAACUAUCGUAGAGCUUUUGAUGAUUUUGAAAGAUAUGGAAAGGCAAGAUGUGAUGGAUAUUAUAACCGAAACUAUAGGCUCAUUAUGGAUUUAGAAAGGUGGACGAGGGACGAAUAAAGAAACUCUUUUUAGUGUUAAGUAAUGUUGAGAUAUGAAAAAAACUGUUUACUAAGAUGCCUUUUCUUGAAGAGAACAAAAUUUUUUUUAUUAUAUUAUUGUAUGUAUAAUUAAUUAAUUGUAUUAAACUGUUUAAAUGUAAUAUGUAAAUUUAGAAUUAUAAAUUGAUAUUUGUAUUAUUAGGUUAAACAAAAAUUAAGGUUUACGAAAAAUGAAGAGGAUUAAAGAAAGCUUUAAAGGGAACUAAAAAGAAAGCUUUAGCUUUAACGUAAAAGAAAAAAAAUAGGAAUACAAGUUUUAAUAUAAAAAGAAAAGGAACUUUUAACUUAAGAGAUCACACAAAAGACUUUAGUUAAACAGAAAAACUUGAAAGCUUUUAAUUUUAAACAAAAGUUUAAAUAAAAAGCUUUUAACCUAUUUUAACUAUUUAGCAUAUUUUCAUUUGUAAAGCUUUUCUAAAAUGUCAAGUUUUUUAAUAAAAUUAAUUUGAAAGCCUUUUAGAAACUUGUUUCAAAUUGUAAAGCUUUUCCUUUAAGCUUUUUUUAAUCCCAACAAAAUUUUGUUUUUAUUUGAAUACAAAAUUAACUGAAAUGGAAAUUAAAAAAAAAUCAAACAAAUGUUUAAGAAAACAUAAAGUUGUUAAAACUUGCUUUUGUUUUUGGAAAGGUCAACGAAUAGUCAAGUAAUGUGAACAAAAUAAUGAAAAAAAUACAAAAUAAUGUUAAUGUCUCCUGUGCCAUUUACGACAAAAUUAAAAAUGUUCUCUUUUUUAUAUAAAAAAAAAACAACAAAAAUACUAACAAAAAAUCCCCUAUAAAU
This is a messenger RNA of Lucilia cuprina (Australian sheep blowfly), 5087 nucleotides long. It is a transcript of the gene unc-5, whose product is annotated as netrin receptor unc-5. Gene Ontology annotation, cellular component: membrane. Gene Ontology annotation, molecular function: protein binding; netrin receptor activity. The record is from RefSeq and is a predicted model, not a curated record. Gene Ontology annotation, biological process: netrin-activated signaling pathway; motor neuron axon guidance. Bases 922 to 4245 code for a protein of 1107 amino acids. NCBI's taxonomy places the organism in Eukaryota, Metazoa, Arthropoda, Insecta, Diptera, Calliphoridae. The transcript has 12 exons.